Molecule: messenger RNA, 2315 nt
Organism: Sardina pilchardus (European sardine)
Lineage: Eukaryota; Metazoa; Chordata; Actinopteri; Clupeiformes; Clupeidae
Gene: stxbp4
Product: syntaxin binding protein 4
Exons: 23
Coding region: 21-2297 (758 amino acids)
Biological process (GO): regulation of insulin secretion involved in cellular response to glucose stimulus; insulin receptor signaling pathway
Cellular component (GO): cytoplasmic vesicle
Molecular function (GO): syntaxin binding
Source: RefSeq, a predicted model, not a curated record
GAUUAAGCAGAAAGUCAGCCAUGUCACUGCUGCCCCAGUCAGAAGCGGAGCACUUUGAUGGCUUAUCCCUGUUGUACUGGACCAUCAUGGGGCCUCACGGGAUCAACCGCGCCGUCCAGAGACUGGACUUCACCGACUGCAGGCGGGGCCUGGGUGUGAAGAUCACAGGUGGAUGCAAGCCGGAGACUGGUGAGGAGUUUGGCAUCUUCAUCAAGAGGGUGCUGCCUGGAGGAGUGGCUGCUCAGGAUGGGCGGUUACGGUCAGGGGACCUCAUUUUGGACGUCAACAACGUAAACUUGUCUGGGGUCACUAAUGAGAGGGCGGUCGAGAUCAUCCGUGCAGCCUCUGCCUCCAACCAUGUGUCUCUGCUCAUCGCCAGGGACGACGAGUCCAGGAAGGAGUUUCGGGUGCUAAUGAAGAAGAAUAGUAGCAGCUGGUUUGGAAGAACGUCUCCUCCAACUCUUUCUGCAGCGAAACUGACAGACACGGCCUCAUCCUCCUCGUCCUCCGCCUCCACCAGUCCUCUGCUGCUCAGCCCUGCUUGCACUGUACCACAGCCACCUCCCCAGGCGUUCAGCGACUGUGUUAUUCAGCUCAUAUGUGUUGCCAAGGGAACAGGCCUGGGCCUCCACAUCAAGGGCGGGACCAACAGGCCGGAGGGGCCAAUGAUCUUCAUCCAGGAAGUCAUGGCAGGGGGAGACUGCCAUAAGGAUGGACGUCUGAAAGCAGGAGACCAGAUCAUCUCCAUCAAUAAAGAGUCCUGCAUUGGAGUCACACAUGAAGAGGCCCAGAACAUCAUCAUACGCUCCAAACUCAGGUCAGAGUUCAAACUGGAGAUUGCAUUCAUCAGACGCCGGUCCUCGUCCAGCUCCAGCGGUAGUGGCCCCCACAGCCCUGUCUUCACGUCACUCGCUGGUGGGGGGGCACCGCCUCGCCCCCCCGCCCCAGAGGCGCUGCACCCUCCCCCACCCGUCUCCACCUACCCUCCACCCCCCGCCUCCCUCCUCCCAAAGGUUGUCCCCGUCACAAGCACAGGCAGCGAGACCCUGCCCACACUCACACUCAGCCAGGUGGGUGACAUGUGUUCAAAGGAUGACAGUGCACCUGUUCCUCCCCCCGUGAGUGUGUGCGGCACAGUGUCCAGCUCUGAGGCUGCCGUCAAUCUGCCCUCACCACCCAAUCAGAACAUGUGUAACCCAAGUCCCGCCUCCAGCCCCAUUCCCAGCAGGCCACUCCCACUAGAGAAACUGGAACAGGCUCUGGAGGUGUUGGGGUUGCGACCCACUGAGGUUCAGAGACAGAAUCUGAGAGAGAAGCUGAGAGCUGCACCAGGCGGAGGCAUCGCACACGGAGAUUUUGAGACCAUCACCCAGGAGCUGUUCAGGGUGCAGGUAGAGCCAUCGGCGGAGACACAGUCGGUUUCUGAUGACCUCACGUCAGAAGCGUCAUCACGUCUACAGGGCUCGACAUCUGACUCUGAUGACCUGGACGAGAUGGAGAGACUGAGGAAAGAGCAUAUAGAGGCCCUCAGAGAGAUCAAGAGGCUGCAGGAUAAACUGUCUGAAUCACAGAAUCAGCAUCGCCAGCUCCUGGAGGAACUGGCCAAAGCCAAACAGGAGGUGAAGGCGGCGGCGGAGGAGAGCCGUGUGCUGCGCGGUCGUGUCCAGGAGGCGGAGGUGGCCCAGAGGGAGGCGCGUGGGAUGGAGAUGGACUACGAGGAGGUCGUCCACCUGCUGGAGGCGGAGAUCGCCGAGAUGAAGACCAAGCGCGUCGACGCUUCUGGAUCAAAGGAUCUGCAGGAGCUGAGGAAGAAAGUGGCGGUGCUGGAGUGUCAGCUGAGGAAAACUGAGGCAGCACGCAAAGGUUUUGAGUCCACAACGCGCAAACUGCUCAUUUACAUGGAGGCUGCCCAGGAGUUCCUGGCGGAGAACCCUGUACCUGUGAGAAACUACAGCAGUCCAGGGGGUGAGGGUUCUAAGCUGGGUUCCUCGUCCCCUGUUCUCGGCGGCGCCCGUGGCGGGAAGAAGCCGAUGUGGACGGCCGCCAUGCUCGCCAACGAGGCUCGCGAGGUCACACGCUCCGUCAAGGCCAUCCUGGAGGUGGACUGCUUGCCUAAUGGGUGGGAGGAGGCCUAUGCAGCUGACGGAGUAAAGUACUACAUCAAUGUUCUGACCCAGGCCACGUCGUGGUCACACCCGGCGGCCAUCGCUCUUGGACUGUGUGAGCCGGACGAGGCCCCGACGGCCAGCACUCACACACACACUCUCACACAUGCGCGCACACACAGCCCUCUUUAACCUGCCUCGUCAAAUGUG